AUGCCGACCUCUAGCUCAGAAAAAGAGGGAUCAACCGGCCGGGUUCCUGCUGACGAAGAACAAGAGAUCCAGAGUGCUCGUCCUGCCAAUCAAAACCCAUCUCCUGAACUCGUCCAGGAAGAGUCUGAAAGACGAGACUCUCCUGAGCCUAACCCGAAAAACGCCCCAACGUCCAAAGCGUUGGCGGAGAAGGCGGCCUCAAAGAAGAGGUCGGCCACCACGGGCGAGGCACCUCCUCCCAAAAAGUCCAAAGGCUUCACAGCCAAAAAGAAGAAACCUUCCCGACCUCCACCAAAAGUGGUGAUCAACAUACCGGCCGAGGAUACCUCUCCGGCCACUGAGGAAAGGGGCCUGAUCCCUUAUGCCGCCGCGGCUGAUCAGACCCUUGAGCAACCAGAGGCCCUUGCUUAG
Beta vulgaris subsp. vulgaris (sugar beet) is the source of this 411-nucleotide messenger RNA. RefSeq lists its product as uncharacterized. The transcript has 2 exons. The record is from RefSeq and is a predicted model, not a curated record. Bases 1 to 411 code for a protein of 136 amino acids. NCBI's taxonomy places the organism in Eukaryota, Viridiplantae, Streptophyta, Magnoliopsida, Caryophyllales, Amaranthaceae.